AUGAAAUUCAUAGCACUUAUGUGCGCAUUGGAGAGUACGAUAUGGAUAACAACCACAGCUCCAUGUUACUACUGCGAUCAUGGCCACUUGCGUGAUCAGUAUGAAGAUCAAUAUCAAAUUAUAGCCAGUAGUGAAUUUGAAUAUUUUCCAUAUAUUGCAGUCACAUUAAACGCAGAAGAUAAGAAAGCAGUGGAGAACAUUGUUGAUGGACAAAAACGAUGGCGAAAGGUUAUCAUUGAAGCGAUGGAAGUACAAAGGGCACGACACUAUAAGCAAUCGCUCAAUUUGCACCACAGACCAAUUCUCGACAAUAAUGAUAAUCGAAGUAUUGAUGUUCAGGUCUGCCAUCUUUUAGAACAAACACAAUGCAGUAAAGUUAAAGCUUAA
Molecule: messenger RNA, 387 nt
Organism: Loa loa (African eye worm)
Lineage: Eukaryota; Metazoa; Nematoda; Chromadorea; Rhabditida; Onchocercidae
Exons: 3
Coding region: 1-387 (128 amino acids)
Source: RefSeq, a predicted model, not a curated record